UAAACACAUAACUAGAACACGAAUUGGGCAUUGCCACAUCACCAGCAGUUUGAUUUGGAGAGCAGAAAAUGGGAUGUUAAUAUUAACCACUCCUUCUGGUUUAUCCGGUAGCUAAAACUAUACCGACGAAUGGAUCUUCAAGCUCCCUGCUGCAACGCUUGCUACUCGCUCCACCGCCCACCCCAGCUUCACGCGCCGCCGUCCUCAGUUAAGUUCCCUUCAAGCUCCUCCGCCAAAUGCACCCGCAAAACCACUUCCCAGCUUCGAACCCCCGCUGCCGUCGCCGCUCAAAACGGUAGCACCUAUUCCCCUCCUUCUAGCGUCCCCACUCACAAAGUCACUGUUCACGACCGUCAAACCGGCGUCGUCCACGAAUUCUUCGUCCCGGAGGAUCAAUACAUUUUGCAUACAGCUGAGGAUCAGAAUAUACGGCUUCCCUUUGCUUGCAGGCACGGAUGUUGUACUAGCUGUGCCGUCCGUGUAAAAUCUGGGCAAAUAAGACAGCCUGAAGCAUUAGGGAUUUCAAAUGAAUUGAAAAUGAAGGGAUAUGCUCUUCUGUGUGUGGGUUUUCCAUCAACUGACCUUGAAGUUGAAACGCAGGAUGAGGAUGAGGUAUAUUGGCUCCAAUUUGGAAGAUAUUUUGCCCGAGGACCUAUUGAAAGGGAUGAUUAUGCACUGGAAUUAGCAAUGGCGGAUGAAUAAGCAGCACUUAGUUGAUUUGAGGAGAUGAUAUGGAAUCCAACAAAAUAUGUAUAAUUUUCUUUCCUUAAUUUGUAUGUUAACUUUCCAUUUUCUCACCACAUGUUAUGCUGAUGUGUUGGUGAUUUUUGUAAGCAUUUAACAUUUUGGCUUUAGUUUUUCUUCCCAUUUCCAUGUCAAGUGCAUCUUAUUGUGAAAGCAUUGAGACAGUUUUCUCUCCUUGUUUCAAUGUUUCAUUCAAUUGGAUUUCAACUUUUGUUGAGGCUUCCAUUAAUUGUAUAUUGACAUGUGGAUAAUCAUUGAUAA
This is a messenger RNA of Ipomoea nil (Japanese morning glory), 1005 nucleotides long. Its product is annotated as ferredoxin-1. Gene Ontology annotation, molecular function: iron-sulfur cluster binding. The transcript is spliced from 6 exons. NCBI's taxonomy places the organism in Eukaryota, Viridiplantae, Streptophyta, Magnoliopsida, Solanales, Convolvulaceae. The coding region runs from base 130 to 702 and encodes 190 amino acids. The record is from RefSeq and is a predicted model, not a curated record.